Felis catus (domestic cat) is the source of this 5884-nucleotide messenger RNA. It is a transcript of the gene SPIRE1, whose product is annotated as spire type actin nucleation factor 1. Gene Ontology annotation, biological process: Golgi vesicle transport; cleavage furrow formation; actin filament polymerization. The record is from RefSeq and is a predicted model, not a curated record. Gene Ontology annotation, cellular component: cytoplasmic vesicle membrane; cell cortex. Gene Ontology annotation, molecular function: actin binding. The coding region runs from base 259 to 2733 and encodes 824 amino acids. NCBI's taxonomy places the organism in Eukaryota, Metazoa, Chordata, Mammalia, Carnivora, Felidae. The transcript is spliced from 19 exons.
GCCAUCGCGUCGCUACGGGCUGCCGGCGGCAGCGGCGGCCUGGUCAGGACGGCCGCGGCGCCCUCGCCGCGCUCCGCUCGCCCACGGCCGCCGGGCCCUCGCCCCGUUCCCUGCCUGGUCCCCCGCGGCGGCGCGCGCGGCCAGGUUGGGCGGGGCGGUUCCGGGGAUGAGGAGGCGGCGGCGCGCCGAGACGAUGCUCCGGACCUGAAGAGACGCCGGCACAAGGCGCGGCGGCCGAGCGCAGCGCCGACCCGCGGGAUGGCUCAGCCGGCGGGCCCGGCGGGCGGCGGGGAGCCCCGGGCGGAGCCGGCGGGUGGCGAGGGGCCGCCGGACCCCGAGGCGGCGGGCGGCCCGCCGGACGCGCUGAGCUUGGAGGAGAUACUGAGGCUCUACAACCAGCCCAUCAACGAGGAGCAGGCGUGGGCCGUGUGCUACCAGUGCUGCGGCUCCCUGCGUGCCGCGGACGCCGGCCGCCGCCAGCCCCGCCACCGCGUGCGCUCAGCCGCGCAGAUCCGUGUCUGGAGGGACGGCGCCGUCACCCUGGCGCCCGGCGACUCGGGAGAGCCGCCCCCCGCUGCGGGUAAAUUGGGAUACUCACAUUGUACAGAGACAGAGAAAAGUUCUUUGACAGUUUUGCAGAUUGUGGCUGUUGCAACUGUUAUUGAAUCUUUGGGAAUUGUUAUUUAUAAAGCACUGGACUAUGGUUUGAAGGAGAAUGAAGAAAGGGAGUUAAGCCCACCCCUAGAGCAGCUCAUUGAUCACAUGGCCAACACGGUCGAAGCUGAUGGCAGCAAUGAUGAGGGCUAUGAGGCUGCAGAUGAAGGCCUGGAAGAUGAAGAAGAUGAAAAGAGAAAAGUCUCGGCCAUCCGGUCAUAUAGAGAUGUCAUGAAGUUAUGUGCUGCUCAUCUGCCAACUGAAUCAGAGGCACCAAAUCAUUAUCAGGCAGUAUGUCGUGCACUGUUUGCAGAAACAAUGGAGCUGCAUACAUUUCUGACUAAAAUUAAGAGUGCAAAGGAGAAUCUUAAGAAGAUUCAAGAAAUGGAAAAGAGUGAUGAAUCUAACACAGACCUGGAAGACCUGAAAAAUGCUGACUGGGCUCGAUUCUGGGUACAGGUGAUGAGGGAUUUGCGGAAUGGAGUAAAACUUAAGAAGGUCCAAGAGCGGCAGUACAACCCUUUGCCCAUUGAAUAUCAGCUCACCCCAUAUGAGAUGCUAAUGGAUGACAUUCGAUCUAAAAGAUACACUUUGCGAAAAGUAAUGGUGAAUGGUGAUAUUCCCCCUCGGUUAAAAAAGAGUGCUCAUGAAAUCAUCCUGGACUUCAUCCGAUCAAGACCCCCUUUAAAUCCGGUCUCAGCCAGAAAACUGAAACCCACUCCACCACGGCCACGGAGCCUCCAUGAAAGAAUAUUAGAAGAAAUCAAAGCAGAAAGAAAGCUGCGGCCUGUCUCCCCAGAGGAAAUUAGACGGAGCAGAUUAGCAAUGCGGCCACUUAGCAUGUCUUACAGUUUUGACUUGUCAGAUGUAACUACUCCCGAAUCUCCAAAGAACGUUGUGGAAUCAUCAAUGGUGAAUGGAGGUUUAACAUCACAAACAAAAGAAAAUGGGUUGCGCGCUGCACAGCAGGUGCCUGUGCAGCGGAAGAAGCUCCUCAAAGCCCCAACUCUGGCUGAACUGGACAGCUCAGACUCUGAGGAGGAAACUCUGCACAGAUCAGCCAGUAGCAGCAGUGUGUCUCCCUCUUUCCUUGAAGAUCCCUCAGUAGAGGCUGUGUCCACGAGGAAGCAGCCUCCGAAAUUCUUGCCCAUAUCAUCAACACCCCAGCCAGAGAGACGGCAGCCACCCCAGAGGCGACAUUCCAUUGAAAAGGAAACACCCACUAAUGUAAGACAGUUUUUGCCACCCUCCAAGCAGAGCUCCCGAUCUCUUGUUCCUAGGAUAACCAGUGUAUGGCCAAGGACGCCUUUCCGACCACUUUUUUCUACCAUACAAACAGCUUCUCUGCUCAGCUCUCAUCCUUUUGAAGCAGCCAUGUUUGGGGUAGCAGGGGCUAUGUAUUAUCUAUGUGAGAGAGCUUUUACCAGCAGGUGGAAAUCCUCAAAGGAGGAAUUCUGCUAUCCAGUGGAAUGCCUAGCUCUUACUGUGGAGGAAGUGAUGCAUAUUCGUCAGGUCCUGGUGAAGGCAGAGCUGGAAAAAUACCAACAGUAUAAAGAUGUCUACACCGCCCUGAAAAAAGGAAAGCUCUGCUUUUGUUGCCGAACCAGGAGAUUUUCCUUCUUCACCUGGUCUUAUACCUGUCAGUUCUGUAAGAGGCCCGUGUGUUCACAGUGUUGCAAAAAGAUGCGGCUGCCCUCUAAACCAUACUCCACUCUUCCCAUCUUUUCAUUGGGACCUUCUACCUUGCAAAGAGGGGAAAGUUGCAUGAGGCCAGAAAAAACCCCCACUGGCCACCAUCGGCCACUCCGGAGCAUUGCCAGGUUCUCCUCAAAAUCUAAGUCUGUGGACAAAUCAGAUGAAGAACUACAGUUUCCCAAAGAGUUGAUGGAGGACUGGAGUACUAUGGAGGUGUGCGUAGACUGCAAAAAGUUCAUUUCGGAAAUCAUCAGUUCGAGCCGGCGCAGCCUGGUGUUGGCCAACAAAAGAGCACGAUUAAAAAGGAAAACACAGUCUUUCUAUAUGUCCUCACCGGGCCCCUCGGAAUACUGCCCUUCAGAGAGGACUAUCAAUGAAAUCUGAGCCUGUGCCUUUCGGUUGCUUUGUGUUCAGAGUCGGCACUAGCGCGGGAGAAACACUGAGCUGCACUGUCUCCUUGCCGCGGUCUUAGUUAAUAGGCUUGAAUUCGCAUUAGAUCAGGUUUUUGCUGCAUCACGUUGUUCCACAGACUGAAUGCUGUGUUCAUAUCGAUUGAUGGUAUGUGACAGGUCAGCCGAUUGCUCCUUUGCACUGAGAGAUAACAAUAGUUUGAAACUUGCUUGUGUGUGUGUGUGUGUGUGUGUGUGUGUGUGUGUGUGUGGAUUUGGAGGCCAGAAACUUUUUCCUUAGUUCAGUUCCUUACUGUUCCCUCAGAUAAUUUCCUGACUAAGGCAAAAAGCUUCUCACAUGGGAAAUCAGCCUCACAAAGGCAUCGAUGUCAGCACAGUCCUAAGCAGUAAGUCAUAUUGGCAUUUCCACCUGACAGUGUUCCUAUCUAAUGUACAUAGUGACCAGGCCCCGCCACACACCAGGUACCUGGAGUCGGGGCCAGGCUGCUCAUCAUCUCAUGGCACAAAACCUGGAAGGGUUUGUUCAUACUGUCAAACUGACUUUAAAUUAUUGUUGCUCUGAGAUAAAGACUCCGAGGGACUUCACGCCUGCAUUCUAGUACAAAACAUCUGGAUAAGCCGUACACCCAAGUGGGUGACCGUUUUCCUCCAAGCUGCUGUGUUUGCCCCAGUGCAAUGGAUCAGUGUCUCCUGAGUGGGUGACAGGUUUUCAUUCCCUUUCUUGAAUGUAUUAUGGUUACUUGUAGUUUUGCAACAGAGGUCUAAGAAUUAAAGUUUUGUGGGAGUUUCAGGAGAAAGGAACGCCAAAAGUCUGUCAAGAAGUUGAGUGUGUUUUGGGUAACUAUGGGGAGGGUUGUGACCGCACAGGGUGCCAGCUAUUGCCGCGCCACGGGGACUGAGCUGGAGCUCUUCCGUUUUCAGCUACAUUUUUCAUAACUUUAUAGUCUUAGCCAUCAUGACUAAAUUAAGCCACAAUUUGGUAUCUAAGGUCUCAAACUGAAAUUAAUUUAUUUUUAUAAAUGAAUUUUAAGGGAAAAAACAUUGUCUAGUUCUUUUAAAAUUACAAGAAAAUUAACCCACCAGUAGGCUUUUUGGAUGCUUUUUGCACAAGUUUUCCUUGUAAAUGACUGGAGUGAGUAGGGUGGGUUUUUGAUGAAGUAGGUUGGAGGAUGGCAUUAUAUACCUGAAAUUUCUCCGCUUGUUUGUCCCAUUCCAGGAGCUGUACUUUAUUAUUUUAGUAUGCUUAGAAAUGACCAAAUUGCCAUUGAUGUUUGGAAAAUCAGUGAAUGCACAUACGCAAUAAUUUCCUGAAAGCUAUAGGACACGCCUGUAGUCAGCACUGCAACAGCACCAUUACAUAAGAGGCAUGGCAGUCACAUUUCAUACCACAGCAGAGUAGAGUAACAUUUCUAUAUUAGAUUAACAGUAAUACCUCAGAACUGCUCUGGCAGUAGUUUUUAAUGGAUUGAAAUUUACAAUUUAGUAAAUGGCUUAAAAUUACUUAACGAAAUAAACUUUACCAAUUGACUAAAAUAAUGCAUGUUAACAGUUCGUCUGUGUUUGCAUGUGAAAGUGGGCCACCAGAGAACCCUUAUUGAGUUUGCAAGUGUUUAAAUUAUUUUAAAGACUCUUGUGUAAGAGAUUUAAACAUUAUAUUGGGCAAAUCUAAUUUAUAACAUUUUCCAAGGGACUAUUUGGACUCUGUACCCCAGAAGGUUUGGUGGAAGCCAUGCCCUUUGAGGGCCCCAGGCUUGGACCUCUAAAUGACUACCAGGAAAAGGAACGGUAUGUGUAUACAUAUAUAGACAUGACCCAAGAUAGUGUGCUUUUUAAAAUAAUGACUAGUUUACUGCUGUUACUAAAACAUAAGAAACUAAGCCCCCCAAAUGAGAAUUUCGUUCACAUUCACAAGGCAGAUAUCUAGCCUCUCUCAAUCUUUGGCUUCACCUCUUCAGGUUUAUGAUACUGUAUGGGCUGAUUUAGGCAUGAUCACUCUUACCAGAGCGUUAGAAUGUAAGUCCUUCAGCAGCAUUAACGAGGUUUGUCAAAUGGAUGGUAUGUCUACUUGAGACAGUUUGCAGAAAGUAGUGUAAGAAGAGGGCAUGUGGCACAGUUAAACUUGCAGACGUUGAAUUAACAUCACUUUUUGUUGCCAAAACAAUUUCUUACAUUUACCCUUUCCUUACCCAUGACAUGUACCCAUCACCUCGACUAAGUUAGGUAAUCUGCCGAGGGUGAUUUCACCAACAGCUUGUGGAGCAUGGUUGCACCAUCCUUAGCCUAGUCUGACAUUAGGACUGCCUCCCUCUUCUUAACUACUAAAAUAACAUACCAUCACAGUGUUCCUUUUUUUUCCUGGUUUCCGGCCACUGGGCAUUUAUACCUGAUCCAGCAACAACAAAUUAUUGGCUAGCUGGUCUCAAAAGGAGCCUGGUGUGUCUGAGAGCUCGCACGCACACUGAAGCAGCCCUUGGUGCAUCCUCCAGCACCGUCCUUUUGUCCCAGACCUCACGAGCUUGCCCUGCUGGGAGGUGGUUCCUUCCCCACGGCCUAACUUUCUACCCAUGUCAGAGUGGUUAAGAAUGCUUGUAAAUAGUGUAAUAUAUUUAUUAAUAUUUGAAAGGCAUUCAUUCAGUGGACAAUGGGAAUUAACUCUCCCAGGGCAAGUAAAAAUUAAGUCAAAUAAUUGAUAUGUACAUUGACUUAACAGUCUUACUAGAUUUCAAGUCUUAAGCCUUUCAAAUUAAACCAGAAGGUUGUUAUGUAGGAGUUUUAAAAAUGAUCUUACUUUUGAGGAGACUGUGUGAUUAGCACCGUGAACUCAUACCGUGAAUUUUUUAAGGCUUUUAUUUUUCUAACUGUAUUAAUAAAUAUAGGACUGGAUUUUAGGUGCCACAGAGGAGACAUGAGCGUUUUAAAUUAUGUUGCUAUUUGCUAAAGCAAAAUGGCAGAAAAUUUUGUUCAUGCAAAACUGUACACUGACUGGACUUUGACCUGGCUUCCUGUGUGUAUAAAAGUCAAGGUAUUGCUGGCAUUCAGGGUGACAUAUUGGUACUAAACAUUUUCCAUUCAAGUCUUUUAUUUUAAAUAAGUUUAGGGAAAAAUAAAAUGGCUUUCCAUCAUAA